GCGGUCCCGCGAGCGUGCUGUCUCCUCGCGAGAAGCGGGCGGCUGGGGGCGUCUGCGCGGACCAACGGAAGUGUGGGUGACAGUCUGAGACCUCGCCGCCAAGCUGGGAACCGGAGAGAUGGCCGAGACUGACCCCAAGACCGUGCAGGACCUCACCUCGGUGGUGCAGACACUCCUGCAGCAGAUGCAAGAUAAAUUUCAGACCAUGUCCGACCAGAUCAUUGGAAGAAUUGAUGAUAUGAGUAGUCGCAUUGAUGAUCUGGAGAAAAACAUCGCAGACCUCAUGACACAGGCUGGGGUGGAAGAACUGGAAGGAGAAAACAAGAUACCUGCCACACAAAAGAGUUGAAGGUUGCUAAUUACCCUGAAAUCUGGAACACCAUUUUUCCAAGCCAAGAGAAGACUGAAUGGCUUUUUGCAACUAACUACUACUAAGUGUAGACAGGUUUUAUAUUAUAGUGCAUUCUUAUCACAUAUAAUAAGUUUUUAGAGUGAUUUUUCUCUCCAGUUUCUGGAACAUGGUAUCUUCACAUCUUGAAACUUGGUCAGUUGUGCUCUUAAUUAUUAAACACUAAAAUUUUGGCAGUUCCUGCAUAAAAUUGUCAAACUUUUUAGUGUAUUUUUGUGAAGUCCUUUUUUCCUGCCAUUCUUUUGUAGUAGUCGCUGUUUGAUAAAAGUUGCUGUAUAAUUUUUUAUUAGAUAAGUAGUAAAUCCUUCAAUUAUUGUUGGACUUGGUGAAGUAAAACAUUUGUAGAGUUUGGAUUCUUUCAUUUUCAGCACAAAGUGACAGUUGUGCUAACACUAAAUAAUGUGUUGGCGAUACUUUCCAAAUGGCUAGAAGUUGUUUAUUCAGAAGUGUCUGUCACUACUUUUUUGCCAAAACUCCAUUGAACCGCAACUUAUGACUAGUCUGUGAGAUCAGAUGCUAAAGUCAGUGAAAAGUAACCACUGCCACUGUACUGCGUUARCAUUUUUAAAUACAGGAAAUACUCGAAUAGCCUGAUGUCAUGAGGCAUUCGUUAGAGUUUUGCAUGAGAUUCUAAUACUUCAGUAGGCCUCUAGUUGUUCAUCUACAAUGGUUACCACAAAAAAAAAAGGGCAGGAUUUUAAACUCAAUUAUUCCAUCCUUUCUUUGAGCUACUGAUAGAAAAAGAAGAGAGAAUAUUAAGUCUGUGCCAAUCACUUGGCUAGAAAAUUAUGAAUGACUGGUAGAAGGCUCAGGUUUUUGAACUAUUUCUUACCUAAAUUCUUUCAGAGUAAUAAUUUUUGUUACUGAUUAUAAAAGAGUUAAUAACAUUUGCCAUUCAAAACUGCAGUGACCGUGGUCUUCAUAAAAGCAAACCCAGAAAAGAGUAGGAUUUAAAUCUCCCAUAUCACCAGUCUUG
Molecule: messenger RNA, 1385 nt
Organism: Urocitellus parryii (Arctic ground squirrel)
Lineage: Eukaryota; Metazoa; Chordata; Mammalia; Rodentia; Sciuridae
Source: RefSeq, a predicted model, not a curated record